This is a messenger RNA of Chilo suppressalis (striped riceborer), 3141 nucleotides long. NCBI's taxonomy places the organism in Eukaryota, Metazoa, Arthropoda, Insecta, Lepidoptera, Crambidae. The record is from the annotation of a GenBank genome assembly.
GACAGAUGAGAUGACUGCCUGUCACUUCUGUCAGGCAGUCUGAACGAAGAGGAUUGUGUGCAUUUUUGUCGGCUUAGUCCCAUCGUCAAUGCAAUUUAUUAAAGAUUUUCCUUUUCUUCUAAAAAUAUGAUGCAGCAUCAGUACUGGGUAACAAAGAAGACUGUAUUGAAAAAGUUUGGAACAAAAGAAGAUGAGUGUAUUGUUUCAUCCGACGCCGAACUGGAUGCAAAGUUGGAAUUAUUUCGAUCAAUAUCAGAUAGCUGCUUACAACUACAACGUGUUUUAGACCAGUACCAGGAGAGAUUGUGUAUUUUGGCACAAGAAGAGAAUUCCUUGGGGAAGUUCUUACGUGAUGCUGGUAAGGCUCCCAAUACGUCUGGCAAACAUAUGGUUUCAGCGGGCAAAGCGAUAUCGUACUCUGGACAGCAACGGUUAUCUGUCAGGGGGCCCUUAUUGAGGCUUUAUCAUGAAGUGGAAACGUUUAGAGGUCGUGCAGUUAGUGAUAUGCGGACAACGGUUUCAGCUAUGGAAAAAGCCCGCAUUGAGUACCGUGCUGCCUUGAGCUGGAUGAAAUCGACGAGCGCACAGUUGGAUCCAGACACGGGACGUGGCUUGGAUAACUUUCGAAAAGCGCAACGGCAAGUUCGAGAGAGCAAAAAAAUAUUUGAUAAAUUGACACUAGACGUUUUGCAGAAGAUUGACUUGUUAGCUGCUGCUCGGUGCAACAUGUUCUCCCAUGUGUUGUCUAACUAUCAAAGUUCAUUUUUAACUUUCACAACAAAAGUUGCUCAAACCUUAACUGCUACAGCUGAUACUAUGAAAGCAACUCCACAAUAUGAAUUUUCAAUUCUAAAGGAGCUUUCUCAAACCUUAGCAGAAUCUGAAAACAAACAGGAAAAUGUAGCAUCUCCAGAUAAGGAUCAAAUGUUGUUUUUCCAGGAUGAAUACAAAGAUGACAAGGACAAUGACGUACAACCUAAACCUGAUAAUAAAGAUAAGAACAAAGAAAACCAACUUCCCCCCAUUGAAAAUGCAGAUAAUCCAUCCACUUCCACCAAAUUGGUCGAUACCACUUGUGGGGAGCCUGAAAAUUCAAAGGAAACUUUGAGUGUUUUUUCAGACUUAGCUGGUUUACAGUUAAACAGUGCAGAUGCACCAAACAACUUUGGAUCAUUUAUGCCAUCCCAGCUAUUGCAGGAUCUCUCUAUACCCAACUUACUAGAAGGGCCAUUGACACCAGUGAGUACCAAUAACAAUAAGCUUCCUAAGUCCGACAAAGAAAAUGCCAGUAAACCAUUGAUGCCACCUAAGAAAGAAGACAAAGCAGCUUGGUUCAAGCUUUUUGCAGAGCUUGACCCACUUGCUAAUCCCGACAGCCUCCCUGGCUCUAACUCUAAUCAUAGCCAUGCAGCCUGAACAAUAGGAAUAAAUGAGCUUGCAUAUAAAAACAAAUAUUUAAUUUUAUGGAAUAUAUACAACUAUUAUAACACAAUGUUAUUUAAAACAUUGAUAGAAUUUAAGGGUUAAAUUAAUUUAUAGCCAAAGAAGGUACAUUGUUUUAAGUAAAUCACAGCAAACCUUUUGUUUCUGUUAAAAUAUAAAUAUGUAUUUCCAAAAACUCAUAUUGAAAUGAACAUAAUUUAAUAUGUAUACCCAAGGUUAUCUUAAUUUUAACUCUUGAAUUAAAGAAAUGUUAUAUUAUAUGUACCAAAGUAAAUUCUUUAUUAUGUUGGGUGUUAUGUAAACUGUUAGCAAAGUAAUCGUCUUUUAGUUAGCAAAAAAAUCUAUUGGUUGGCCAAACUAGCUAGUUAGGCAGCAACUUAUGAUCAGCAAAUAAUUCUAAAUCAGUCUGCAAUUUAUGUCAUUCAGAACAGUAGUAUAAAUUUUUGUACAGCCGAAAAUCUAAAUAAGCUGCAAGGGUGAUUAGAAUUUAAUCAAAUCUGUAAGAGAGUUAGAGUAGGUGGGAGGAAGGGAGAGGUUACUUCUCUAGCCCUCUACCCUCAACUCAUCUACCCCAGCAAAGCAAACACAUGUAUUAUUUUCAAAGAUAAACAACCCUCACUCUUUUUUAUAUUUAAUAUGGACUCUAUGGUAAUAAAAGGAUUAUAUUUUUAUCUUUCUUUCUAUAGGAAGAAGAGUUUAAAAAAAACGCAAUAUAACCGUUAUACUGCUAACCAAAAUUUAAAUAAAUACGCAGCUUAAAGAAAUGUAUUUUCUGCUGGCCAAUUCUAAAAUCUGGUUGCCCAAAUAAUUAUUUUGCUGCGUGACUGUUUAUUUUAUAGAUACAUAAUAUUAAAAGCUGCCUGCUUAUGUUUAAAUUACUGACCAUUAUCAUGAUUGUUUAUAGUACAGGAAUUGCAGUCUGAUUUUUAUUACUGCUAACAAAGUCUUUGUAUGCUGGCAAAAUAAUUUUUAAGCGGCUUUUGUUUGCUAACUAACAUUUUGUAAUGGCAUACCAAAUAAUUACUUCCCUAUUAUAUUAUGUUAAACAUCUGAGCUUACCUGUUCUGUACUGUACGUUCUUAGUCCUAAAAUAAGGUUGAUUUUUCGUUAACGAAAAUCGAAAGGUUUCGAACUAUUUUCGUGAGUUCUUCAUCUUCAUACUUUUGCAAUAAAGAUUUGAAAAUUACCCCACCCUCGAAUAUCGCUUUGCAAAAAGUAAAUUGAGAACCUCCUUUUUACAAUUCACGAAUUACAUGUCAGUUUUGUUACGGAUUGAAAUUUAAUUUUGUCGAGCAAAAGAUAAUUAUGAUUCUUCGUUUGUUGUAAAAGUGACAAAUGCAUAUAAAAUAACAAAUUCUAUGCAAAACAUUUUAACUACUUAUUUGUAUUUAUAUAAAAAUUUGGACUAAAGUUUAUGAGGCUUUUUAUAUCAAAAGCAUAAAGGUCUGCUAGUCAAACAAAAUGUAUUAGUUUGUCUUAUAUUUUCAUGUUAUUAUUGUAUUUUAUUUAGAAGAUUAAGUAUUUACCUGUGUAUUAGAGAAAUAUUUUUGUUUUAUAUAAUUCCAAAUUUACUAUUUUAUAGUAAAUGCAUUUAUAUCCUUGAUAGUCUAAGAUCCGAACCUACAUCGACGUUCAUCGAGCUGAUAAUAGAAUGAAACAUAUUUUAUGAUAAAUUUUGUAUAUUAGAAAAUAUAUUAA